Neodiprion virginianus is the source of this 368-nucleotide messenger RNA. RefSeq lists its product as uncharacterized. The coding region runs from base 15 to 368 and encodes 117 amino acids. The record is from RefSeq and is a predicted model, not a curated record. NCBI's taxonomy places the organism in Eukaryota, Metazoa, Arthropoda, Insecta, Hymenoptera, Diprionidae. The transcript has 4 exons.
ACGAGGAGAACAAGAUGGACGAGGAGGACGAGGAUUUGUGCUCGUAUAAUCCGAGGUGGUUGGUGGUGGUUGGAGGUUGUCGGAGGUCGACGACGAGGAGGACGAGGAAGACUAGGAGAAGAAGGUGGCUGAGGAUUUGUGCUCGGUAUAGCCCGAGGUGGUUGGCGGUGGUUGGAAGUGGUCGAGCUGGACGAGGUGGAGGACGAGGAUUCGUGCUCGGUGAGUUUGACAUUUUUACAAUAUCUGAUGAAGUAGAAUCAGCAUCAGGAGUAGGAUCAGGGGAAGAUGUAGAAAUAGGAAUAGAAGUAGGAGUAGUGGUAGGAAUAGGACUCGGAGUAGAAAUAGGAGUAGAAGUAUACUUGAACUAA